Messenger RNA from Sorex fumeus (smoky shrew), 1931 nucleotides. RefSeq names its product pleckstrin homology and FYVE domain containing 2 (gene PLEKHF2). The transcript has 2 exons. The coding region runs from base 95 to 844 and encodes 249 amino acids. The record is from RefSeq and is a predicted model, not a curated record. Gene Ontology annotation, molecular function: phosphatidylinositol binding; metal ion binding. Lineage: Eukaryota; Metazoa; Chordata; Mammalia; Eulipotyphla; Soricidae.
CGGGCGUCGGGCGCGUCGCUCGGGGCCGCGCGCCCCGAGGGAGGCCGGGAGUGCGGCGACGGGACGCGGCGCCCGGCGGGGCUACUAACAAAAGAUGGUGGAUCGCUUGGCUAAUAGUGAAGCCAACACCAGACGUAUAAACAUCGUGGAGAACUGUUUUGGCGCCGCUGGUCAGCCCUUGACCAUCCCCGGGCGGGUUCUCAUCGGAGAGGGCGUCCUGACGAAGCUGUGCCGGAAGAAGCCCAAAGCCAGGCAGUUUUUCUUAUUCAAUGACAUUCUCGUGUACGGCAACAUUGUCAUCCAGAAGAAGAAGUACAACAAGCAGCACAUCAUCCCCCUGGAGAACGUCACCAUCGACUCCAUCAAGGACGAGGGGGACCUGCGGAACGGCUGGGUCAUCAAGACCCCCACCAAGUCCUUCGCCGUGUACGCUGCCACCGCCACCGAGAAGUCCGAGUGGAUGAACCACAUCAACAAGUGCGUCACCGACCUGCUCUCCAAGAGCGGCAAGACCCCCAGCCACGAGCACGCCGCGGUCUGGGUGCCCGACUCGGAGGCCACGGUGUGCAUGCGUUGCCAGAAGGCCAAGUUCACGCCCGUCAACCGCCGCCACCACUGCCGCAAGUGCGGCUUCGUGGUCUGCGGGGCCUGCUCCGAGAAGCGCUUCCUGCUGCCCAGCCAGUCCUCCAAGCCCGUGCGCAUCUGUGACUUCUGCUACGACCUGCUGUCCGCCGGGGACUCGGGCCUGGGCCAGCCCGCCAGGUCGGACUCCUACAGCCAGUCGCUGAAGUCGCCGCUGAACGACGCGUCCGACGACGACGACGACGACGACAGCAGCGACUGAGGGCGUGCUUGGGCGCAUCUGUCGGGUCCGGCUCUGAGAAACCGGCUUCGGGCUGCCAGACUCUGAGCUCCCCGUUCCGCUCUAGCCAUGAGUCCGCCUGAGAAACCUUUAACCGACGUGCCUCAAUCUCUUCGCUAGGAAACGAUCGCUCCGUCUUCCCCGCCAGCCCCCGUGUUCUCUGGGGACAGACCAGUGCAGCUGCGUUGGGAUGAAUGUUUGGUUUCUUUUUCUCCUCCUGUUGCCCCAGAUGAUUUGGGGGAAGGUCAGGGAAAGAUGCGUGUUUUACAGACCGCGACCCAUGUAGUCGUUCAUGAUCUGUCCCGCCAGAUGGGAAAACUCAAAGCAAAAAAGAACGGGGAAAUGACAGUACGUGGCGAGUUAAUUGUAUUAUCAGCUUUCUUUUCUUUUUCUUUUUUUUCUUACCAUCCUAGCUAAUGGUCAAGACACCAGUAACAAAAACACAGGAUCUGGAAAUACUUUGUAAACCAAGUGGUGCCUUAUCCCAAUAGCACUGUUCUAUGAAACGAUGAGCCCUACUUUCUUACUUUUUGGUUUCUUCUAAAAAUACACUGGUGCUCUCUGAAGUGAUAAAAAUGAGCGUUUCUGAAUGGGUGGUACUUCGAAAAUACUUCUGUCAGCUGCAAAAAAACCCUAAAUUUAGAAGUUCUCCGUUCUCUAAGAAUAUUUUUCCAUAAAAUAGUUGUGAUUAUAUUUUUAUGUUUUAUAGAUACGAAAUUGUAAUUGUCAACAUUUUCGAUGAAUAAUAGGUUGUCAUUCUUAUUGAUCAGAUAUAGAGUUGUCAUAUUGCAUUAGUUUCUACCUUUUGUAAGACUUAUUUGUAGGAAUAAAUUCAUCUUUAACUUUAUUUCUAGAAUGAAAAAUCUUAUCAAAUCCUUCCAAUGAAACAGUCUCUUAAAUCUUACUACAGAGCACAAGAUUUGCUUAGGCUGAAGAUUUGCAAGAAAUGGUUAUGCAGAUGGCAAAGACCAGACCCGUGGGUGGAACUAGAUUCGUAUCUGUGGAGUAUUUGUCUAUUUCCUUGCGAAAUGAUGUUGAAUUUACGAAUAAAGUAUUAUAUUUUAUGGUU